CUAAGUAUUGAAGCGUUCAAUAUACGCCCACAUAACAGUGUUUGUUGAGAUGGAGAUGAGUGGUGAAGACUUCGUGUGCUCAGUUUGUGGUGAUAAAUUUUCCUGUACGAGAAUUUUACCUUGUUUUCACACAUUCUGUGAAAAAUGUAUCGAUGCUCUCUUAUGUAAGAAUGAUGAAAAAGAACGGAAUUCUCAAUAUUUGCUUGAAUGCCCUGUUUGUGGCGAUGAAGUUUUGGCGCCAAAUACGAACAUUUCAGCGAAAGAAUGGGUCCGCUCUUUGCCUCGUAACUUUUUACUCGAGUCGCUUAUGAAUUCUGAAAGAAGCGGGGGUAAAUGUGACCCUUGUCUUAGAGCCACGGAAGAAAAAGAAGCAACGUAUCAUUGCCAGAACUGCAAAGAGAACCUUUGCGAGAUGUGCUACUCUUACAUGCACCAACGCAUAGAAGGAUUUCAGGAACACGUCAUUUUAACGCAUACAUUUGGAGAGGACAAACGGGGCAGUACAAGCAGUUGCGUUCUGCAUACGAGUGAAAUCCUGGAGGCGUACUGUACCUCGCACAAGCUGCUCUGCUGCAAAAUCUGUAUGGCAACUGAUCACAGAGAUUGUUCUGAAGUCAAGCCUAUUGAAAGCAUUGCUAAGCAGAUUACAAACGAAGAACCAAAGGAUGUCAUGUCAAAAGUUUUACCUGUCCUAGAAAAGACAGACUCAGCCCUGAUCCCUAUAAACAAGGCAGUCGAAUGUCAUGAAAUGAAAUACGUAGAUUUUUGCAAUUCGGUUUCAUCAAUUGUCGACAAUAUAAAGAAGAAUCUGGAAGAAAUGCAAGAUGUUUUUAACGAAAAGCUGCAAGAAACACAGAGAAGGGAAGUAAAAUACCUUGCUUCUGCCGAAAAGCAUUUAGAAGCAUUUCUGAAAACACUUGCAGAGGCUGAAAAGUUGCUCACAAUCGUUGCAAUGCGGGGAACACGUAGACAAAUGUUCGUCACCGUUUUAAAAGUAAAGUUCCAAAUUCAGAAACAAAUUGAGCGUCUUGAAAAGCAAUAUGGAAAACAAUUUGUUUUUGAUUGUCACUUGAACACCGAGCUAGAGGAAUUUAACGAAAUUGAAUACAUUGCACAGCUGGACGAAGAUGACGCCGAAACAGUUGGCAUUGCUGAAAUUUCUGAAGCACUAGAAACAUUUGAAGGAAUAUUUCAGUUUGAUAACAUGGCACCAGAACCAGAAACUGUAGUAGAUCCGUCAAAAUUAGAAGCCAAAGAAAUAGCGAAAUAUGACGAAGGAUUGACACGACACUGUGUUGAAUGUGUUCCUUUGUCGAGUGGUGCCGUUUUGCUAUUGGAGCUCGAAAGAAUUCGAGUGUUGAGCGACGGAAACAUGUGCACUGUAUAUGAAUUACCUAAAACUGAUAACUUCCAGUUGAAGAAUAUCUGUUUGGAUGAUGAGGAAAAACGAGUGUUUGUUUUCACAAGUGACAAGAAAAUAAUAACAUUUACGCUUCAUGAUAUGAAGUUACAGCGCGUUGAACACUUUCAGACUAACAUCGAGACAGCAGGGUUUCGCUUCUUCUCUAAUAAGUUCUAUUGUCGAUUGCAUAACAGUGAUGAAGGCAUAGCAGUUCUUGAUGAGGAUGGAAAACUUUUGCGUUUUCUCCAUGGGCCGGUAGAUGGUCGGGACAUUGCACUCUCAAAAGACGGACAACGUAUAUACUUCGAUAACCACCAGAGCAUAUUUUGGCAGGAUGUGGCGGGUGGCCAGAUUGUUGACAGAGGGGAAUCGAAGGAUCAUUGUUACUCCCAGAGCUUUUGCGGACUGGAUGUAGACCUCUACGGUAAUGUGUAUGUCUGCGAGACAUUGCGGGGCCAGAUUUUGCAAGUCCCUAGAGGUGAGAAAACAGCGUCCAAAGUCAUUCUGGACCGAGAUCCAGAUUUCGAGCCACUUUUUCUUAGGUUCGAUCGUGAACGGAAAAGAUUCUGUGUUUUCUUCACACCUUCGUAUUAUUCGGACGAAAGAUUAGUAAAGGUCUUUGAUCUCUUCAUCACUGAUGAUGAAAUUGAGGAAACCAGCGACACCGAGUAAAAGAGGGACUUUUGACAUUUUUUAAUUCAUUAUCGCUGGUGUAAUACCGGCAUUGCGUGUACAAAUGAAUACAGAUGAUAAUGGAGUCAAAAGCCUUUGCAUAUUUUCGCAGAAUUAGCACUUUAUAUUUGUUGCAGGGACGUAGCAUCGUUUUUUGAAAA
This is a messenger RNA of Saccostrea echinata, 2235 nucleotides long. RefSeq lists its product as uncharacterized. The coding region runs from base 50 to 2074 and encodes 674 amino acids. Gene Ontology annotation, biological process: positive regulation of DNA-templated transcription. The record is from RefSeq and is a predicted model, not a curated record. Lineage: Eukaryota; Metazoa; Mollusca; Bivalvia; Ostreida; Ostreidae. Gene Ontology annotation, molecular function: ubiquitin-protein transferase activity. The transcript has a single exon. Gene Ontology annotation, cellular component: nucleoplasm; chromatin.